Messenger RNA from Oncorhynchus kisutch (coho salmon), 1323 nucleotides. Its product is annotated as potassium channel subfamily K member 13-like. The transcript is spliced from 3 exons. Bases 1 to 1266 code for a protein of 421 amino acids. Gene Ontology annotation, molecular function: potassium ion leak channel activity; outward rectifier potassium channel activity. The record is from RefSeq and is a predicted model, not a curated record. Gene Ontology annotation, biological process: potassium ion transmembrane transport; stabilization of membrane potential. Lineage: Eukaryota; Metazoa; Chordata; Actinopteri; Salmoniformes; Salmonidae. Gene Ontology annotation, cellular component: plasma membrane.
AUGGCUCGUAAACGGAGUGGAGGCUGCUGCCCCCGGCCGCCCUUCAAUGAGGACAAUGCCCGCUUCUGCCUGCUGGCAGGGCUUAUCCUGCUCUACCUGCUGUGUGGGGCGGCUGUGUUCUCCGCCCUGGAGCGCCCCUCUGAGCUCCGUGCCCACCGCCUCUGGGACCAGCAGCUGGCCAACUUCACCCUGAGUCACCAGGUAAGCCUGGGAGCCUUGCACGCGCUGCUGCGACAGUAUGAAGAGGCCAAUGGGGCUGGGAUCAGAGUGGACGCUCUUAGGCCCCGCUGGGACUUCUCUGGAGCCUUCUACUUUGUUGGCACGGUUGUGUCCACCAUCGGCUUUGGUAUGAACACCCCAGCUACCAUCCCUGGUAAAAUAUUCCUGAUCUUCUACGGCCUCAUCGGCUGUGCCGCCACCAUCCUCUUCUUCAACCUCUUCCUGGAGAGGAUCAUCACCAUGCUGGCCUACAUCAUGCGCUGGUGCCACGAGCGGAGGAUGAGGCGCUCAGGGGUGGGGCCUGUGUCUGGGGUCGGGGAGCCCCGCAGUGAGGAGGACAGUCUGGAGGGUUGGAAGCCCUCUGUCUACUACGUGAUGCUGAUCCUGGGAGUGGCGUCUGUGCUGAUCGCCUGCAGUGCCUCCUCUCUGUACUGCUCCAUGGAGGACUGGAGCUACAUGGACUCCCUGUACUUCUGCUUUGUGGCCUUCAGCACUAUCGGCUUCGGGGACCUGGUGAGUAGCCAGAGGGAGCGUUAUGAGGCCCAGGAUGCCUAUCGCCUGGGCAACUGUCUCUUCAUCCUCAUGGGCGUGUGCUGCAUCUACUCCCUGUUCAACGUUAUCUCCAUCAUCAUCAAACAGACUCUCAACUGGAUCCUGACCCGGCUGGCUUGCCCAGGUCGGCGCUGUCGGCUCCGCCAGCAGCGGCUCAAACGCAACGCUGUGCAGCCCACCCCAUCCCACCCCCCUGUGAGGCGACACCGCUACACAGACGCCUCGGUGGAGACAGUGUGUAACAGCGAGACAGACGCUGGGAUGGGAGUGGACGGGGUCGCUGGAGGCCGGCGUCUCUCUGGGGAGAUGAUCUCGGUGAAUGACUUCACAGCGUCCAAUAAGGUGUCUCUGGCGCUGCUGCAGAAGCAGCUGUGUGAGACUGCCCACCAGGGCCCCCGUCAGAGCCACGUUCCUCGUCACAACGGCUUCUCUGGGGGGGUGGGCGCAUUUGCCAUCAUGAACAACCGCCUGCAGGAGACCAGUGUGGACAGGUAAUCACACCUGACCCCAGUCACACUAACUCACAGAAAUAAAGCACUGUUUUCUGGGGGU